AUCUGGCCCUAUAGCAAUUGUGUUAGAGAGUAGGAUUGUGUUACUGCUUCCCUUUAGCUCACCCGAACAGCACUACAAAGACUCUCUGAGAGAAACAGACCCUGUCAAUGGGAAAUUACAAAUCAAGACCAACCCAGACAUGUACAGAUGAGUGGAAGAAAAAGGUGAGCGAGUCCUACACAGUGAUUGUGGAGAAGCUGGAGGAUGACUGGCACAUCAAGGAGGCUGAGCUUGCAGAGCUCAAAUUCGCUUUUGGCUCUGAGGAGGCCUUCCAGAAGGUGAACGUGAGCUACAGAACAGAGGAAGGCCUAUCACUGUUGCAUCUGUGCUGCGUGUGUGGAGGGACCAAGGCUCACAUUCGCACCUUGAUGCUGAAAGGCCUGCGUCCAUCCAGACUCACGAGGAAUGGAUUCACGGCCCUCCACCUUGCCGCCUAUAAGGACAGUGCAGAGCUGGUGACGGCGUUGCUCCACGGGGGGUCUGAUGUCCAGCAGGUGGGCUACGGUGCGCUAACGGCCCUCCAUAUCGCCACGGUAGCAGGGCACCACGAGACGGUGGAUAUUUUACUACAACAUGGAGCUAAUGUCAACGUACAGGACGCCGUCUUCUUCACCCCCCUGCACAUCGCUGCCUACAACGGCCACGAGCAGGUGGCUAGGCUGCUCUUGAAGUUCGGGGCAGACCCCAACGUGAGUGGGGAGGUGGGCGACCGACCCCUUCACCUGGCUGCAGCCAAAGGCUUCCUAGGCCUGGUCCAACUGCUGAUGGGGGGGGGCUGCAAGACAGACGUGAAUGUUCUGGAUAAUGAAGACCACGUGCCUCUUCACCUGUGCUCCCGCUUCGGCCACCAUGAGAUCGUACGGUUCCUACUGACGGGCCACGGUGAAGCCCAGCCACACUCUGUGAACAUCUACGGAGACACACCGCUGCACCUAGCCUGCUACAACGGGAAGUUUGAGGUGGUGAAGGAGAUCAUUCAGCUUUCUGGAACCGAGAGUCUGAUGAAGGAAAACAUCUUCAGUGAAACGGCGUUCCACAGUGCGUGCACCUAUGGUAGAAACCUGGACAUGGUCAAGUUCCUCUUGACCCAAAGCCCCAUGAGCAUCAACCAUCAAGGCAGAGAUGGACACACGGCCCUGCACAGCGCCUGCUUCCACGGCCACAUCCGCGUGGUGCAGUUCCUCUUGGACAGCGGGGCGGACAUGAACCUAGUGGCCUGCGACCCCACCCGCUCCAGCGGGGAGAAGGAGGAGCAGACCUGUCUAAUGUGGGCCUAUGAGAAAGGUCACGAUGCCAUUGUGACCCUGCUGAAACAUUACAAGCGCCCGGACGAUUCCCCGUGUAAUGAGUACUCCCAGCCAGGAGGGGAUGGCUCCUACGUGUCAGUCCCGUCCCCUCUGGGAAAGAUCAAGAGCAUGACUAAAGAGAAGGCUGAUGUUCUUCUACUCCGGGCCAGUCUGCCGUCUCAUUUCCACCUUCAGCUCUCGGAUCUGGAGUUCAAUGAAAUCAUUGGUUCAGGCUCCUUCGGCAAGGUCUACCGAGGGAAAUGCCGGAGCAAAGUUGUCGCCAUUAAACGCUACCGAGCCAACACCUACUGCUCCAAGUCGGACGUGGACAUGUUCUGCCGCGAGGUGUCCAUCCUCUGCCGGCUCAACCACCCGUGUGUCAUCCAGUUUGUGGGGGCGUGCCUGGACGACCCCAGCCAGUUCGCUAUCGUCACCCAGUAUGUGUCCGGGGGAUCCCUGUUCUCCCUCCUCCACGAGCAGAAGAGGCUGAUUGACUUGCAGUCCAAGCUGGUCAUCGCCAUCGACGUGGCCAAGGGCAUGGAGUACCUGCACAACCUCACCCAGCCAAUCAUACAUCGGGACCUCAACAGCCACAACAUCCUGCUCUACGAGGACGGACACGCAGUGGUGGCUGAUUUCGGGGAAUCCAGGUUCCUGCUGUCGGUGGCGCAGGACAACAUGACCAAGCAGCCAGGGAACUUGCGGUGGAUGGCUCCAGAGGUGUUCACGCAGUGCACGCGCUACACGGUGAAGGCAGACAUGUUCAGCUACGCCCUGUGUCUCUGGGAGCUGCUGACUGGGGAAGUCCCUUUUGCCCACCUGAAGCCUGCGGCCGCGGCUGCAGACAUGGCCUACCAUCUGAUCCGGCCUCCCAUUGGCUACUCCAUCCCCAAGCCCAUCUCAGCACUCCUGAUGCGGGGAUGGAACGCCUCUCCAGAGGACCGACCUGAGUUCUCGGAGGUGGUGAGCAGCCUGGAGGAAUGCCUCUGCAAUAUUGAGCUCAUGUCUCCGGCCUCCAGCAACAGCAGUGGCUCUCUGUCCCCGUCCUCCUCGUCCGACUGCCUGCUGGGUCGGGGCGGACCCGGCCGGAGCCACGUGGCCGCCCUGCGCUCCCGCUUCGAGCUGGAGUACGCCCUGAACGCCCGGGCCUACGCCGUCUGGACCCAGAGCGAGCAGCGCCGUGCGUCUGGAGGUUUGUCCCUGGAGGAACUGCGAAGGAACAUGCAGUUUGCACCCAUCGACCGCAACGGUUACGUGUCUGAUCCCAUGAGCACCAUGAGGUUCCACUCGUCCUGCAGCAGCAGUGGCAGCUUCGAAGACAGCAACUAAC
Gadus macrocephalus (Pacific cod) is the source of this 2616-nucleotide messenger RNA. RefSeq names its product TNNI3 interacting kinase (gene tnni3k). Lineage: Eukaryota; Metazoa; Chordata; Actinopteri; Gadiformes; Gadidae. Gene Ontology annotation, biological process: protein phosphorylation; proteolysis. The transcript has 25 exons. The coding region runs from base 108 to 2615 and encodes 835 amino acids. The record is from RefSeq and is a predicted model, not a curated record. Gene Ontology annotation, molecular function: aspartic-type endopeptidase activity; protein binding; ATP binding.